AGCUUUUUGGGCUGCACGCGACCCCGCCGUCAUUCUCCCCCCGCUGCUCCUCGCGCGCUGCUCGCGCCGCCAACGCCUGCCCGCGGCAUGAGUUCCUCCGCGCGCGUGCGUGGCCCCGCCUCGGUCCUGGUCGCCGCCGCGGCGGCGUCGUCUGCGGCGGCGCAGCGGCUGCGCAUCACAAAUGGAUGCGGCAAGGAACCGCUGUGGGUGGCCCACAUGGCGGGAGCAGAGGACGACGGCCCCGACCCACAGAAUGCGAAGCUGGGGCCCGGGGAGCACCGCGACUUCGACACCCACGACGGGCUUUCCGCCACCCGCUACUGGCCCAAGAUGAGGUGCGACGAUCAGGGCAACAGUUGCCUCAUCGGCGAGAGCGGGGGCCCGGGGCAGGAUUGCACGAACUGCGCCCCUCCGAUCGACACCAAGUUUGAGGGCACAUUCGGGACUGACCAAGGCAUCGACUGGAUCGACGUCAGCCUGGUCGACGGGUGGACCCUGCCGUUCAAGUUCAAGAUGACCCUGAAGGGCAGCGGGAAGUGCAACGCAGGAGACGGCAACAGGAGCGUGAUGACCAGUGUAGACUGCUCGACCCUGACGCUGGACAAGUGCCCCUCGCGCGAGCUCCUCAACUCGGAGCAGACGAACCUGCAGGUGAUUCACCCGGACGAGGGCCAGGUUGUGGGUUGCUACAGUCCCUGUGCGAAGCUGACCUCCAACAAUUGGGGCAACACGCUCGCGGACGGCGUCUCCCCUACGGACGACAAGGCGGUGGAGUACUGCUGCCCCACGCCUCCCGAAUCCCCCGACGCCUGCCGCGCUGGCCCGGUCGAGAAGACCAGCUUCGUGAAGGCCGUGCACAAGAAUUGCCCAGGAGUGUACGGCUACUCGUACGACGACGGCAUGGGGCUCAUCACAUGCCCGAAGGAUACGAAGUACGAGAUGAUCUUCUACUGCCCCGACGGGGACGGGCAGACGACGACGACGACGACGGUGCCCGCCAAGAAGAGCGUCGACCAUAGCAAGGAGCUCAAGAACCAUGGUGGCAAGACCAAGGGCAGCAAGGACCACGACAAGGAGAAGUCAAGCAGUUCGAGCGAAAGCGCCGAGCAGGUCGCCUUCCUGCUCGAGACGGAGCUGAAGUAUCCGUUCCACGAGUACUGUGGCGACAGUUAUUUGUUUCAGGGAGCUGUGUCGAGCCAGAGAGAGUGCCAGGACAAGUGCAGCGGGGACGAUUCGUGUUCCUUCUAUAGCUACUGGACCACUGGGCACGUGCCCUGGUGUGGGACGACGCCUUCUUGCGAGUACAGAGAGUCGGACAGCGUCGAGAACGUGACCAUGUACAAGAAGGUUCGCUUCAGCGGGUCCAGCACCAGCCAUGAAUUGGCGCCGGCCGUUUGCUGCUUCGAGGACAGCAGCGUGGACGAGCCGUGCAAGGCAGGCUGCAGGAGCAGGAACGCGGUGAAGAACGGCUUCUGCGUGCCCAGGGAUACAUGGUGCGAUACCUGCUCCGAUGAUAGCGUGUGCAGCGCCCCCAUCGUCGACGCAUCCCUUGCUGACGCUUCGAAGAAGAGCCAGCUCAUGAUCAUGCGGAAGGACGCUUUCCACGCUUUCGUCAACGAGAGACGCGGCCGUGGCAGCACUUGGCGCUCGCCAGUUGUGACCCUGGUCUUCUCCACGGCUGCGCUGACAGUGGCUGCUGCGCUCGCGCUGAAAGUCAGGCGGGCUGUCGCCUGGCACAGUGCCACAGUGUUGAAUGUGCUGCGUCAGGAGGGCCCCCGAUCCGCCAGUCCUGGAACCAUCGGCAGCACCAGCCCGGGCAGCACCAUAGGUAGCCCCAUGCCGCCGAGGUCUCCUUGAGGUGGCCCGUGCCCUCCCCCUGUCUCUGCGCCAGCCAGACAUCCGACGUCGUGAUUUCUGCGCAACGUAGCUGGCUUCCUAAUUGCAGCCCGUCUAGAGCCCAGCCGCUGUCGCGCCGCGAGGCUACCGCGCCUGCCCCGCCCCCGGCCCCGCGGCUUUGGCCGCCAAGCGCGUGCCUGCGGCCGCCGCCGCUGCUCCAAGGCGCAUUUUGCACGCCCUCCGCCAACCCCUCCCCGUCCUCGUCCCUCCCGCACACCUGCGGAAUUCGGAGUAGCGAAUCUAGC
This is a messenger RNA of Prorocentrum cordatum, 2141 nucleotides long. NCBI's taxonomy places the organism in Eukaryota, Dinophyceae, Prorocentrales, Prorocentraceae. The record is from the annotation of a GenBank genome assembly.